AUCCCCACCAACAUUCACUAAAACUUUACGUCCACGAAAGUCAUGGCAUUUAAUACGUGAAUUUAAUUUGAUGUCUGCAGGGAGUCAACGGAAGUGCAAGCUUGUGUGUUAGAAAUAUAUGUCUGAUAGAUUAAUAAUAGAUCGGUGACUAUGAACAUAAGUAUAGCAAUGUUAAUCAUAAUGGUUUCAAAUUUUGCUACAAGAGCAUCGAUUAAGGGAGAAGGGGUGAGUCGAUUACAUAAGAGCCCAACGUUUCCAUGGUAUUUAUUUCAUCGAUCCCCAAAAGAUGAAAGAUAAAGCCGACCUCAGCGAAGUUUGAACUCAGAACGUAGCGAUGGGAGAAAUACCACUAAACAUUCCGUCCAGUGCGCUACCGAUUCUGCCAGAUCGCCGUUUUAAGCAAUGUUAUUCAGAAUGAAAUAUCAAAUAUAUCUUUUAGAAGAUCACCACCACGGCCGAUGGAGACAAUAAUGAAGAUUCGUUUAUCAGAGCCAGAUGUUAACCACAGUAACCAUGAUUAAUGGAUGACAUUGGCAUAAAACAACCUUUGUACAUUUGAGACAUCUGGAAUACUUAUCAUUGUUUCAAAAACUAAAGGAAAAUGUUUUAGAGGACAAAUAUAACCCAACUGCUAUAAAUCUAGACUGGAAUUCCUGUGAAAUAUUUGCUCUGAACGAAGAUUCAUAGAAACAUUUCUGCAUCUCAUUAUCUGCUGCUUUUGCAUUCUAAUUAAACUUGAUUUUAUUUCUAAAGCAGUUUGCAACAUCUUUAGAUAUUGAUAAAGGUCACAGUUGAUAGCAGUAGAAACAUUUCUAAGGAAUAAAUUAUAAGAAGAAAAAGGAAAUUGUAUCUUGUGGUGAGAGAAGAAAGAUAAAGGAAAAAUUUAAUACUGUGAGAAACUUCAAUAGUUGGGUUGAUUUGUAUCCUCUAGAGAAAUGUCAAAAGAAUUAGGAAAAUCACAACAUUGUUGUGAAAUCUGUGGUACAUCAUAUCCUAGACGUAGUGAGUUGGUUAAACACAUUCGUGUUCAUACAGGUGAGAAGCCAUUUCACUGUGACAUCUGUGGGAGAUCAUUCACUCAGAACGGUAGCUUAAGUAAACACAAACAUAUCCACACAGGAGAGAAACCAUAUCACUGUGAUAUCUGUGGUAAAUCAUUCUCCGCAAAAGCUAACUUAACCAUACACAAACGUGUUCAUACAGGAGAGAAGCCAUUUCACUGUGUUAUCUGUGGUAAAUCAUUCUCUGACUGCAGAAUCUUAAGAAGACACAAACGUAUUCACACAGGAGAGAGACCGUAUCACUGUGAUAUCUGUGGCAAGGCAUUCUCUGGAAUUAAUAACUUGACUACACACAAACGUAUUCAUACAAGGGAAAAACCAUAUACUUGUGAUAUCUGUGGCACAUCAUUCUCUGAUUCCAGAAUCUUAAGAAGACACAAACGUAUUCACACAGGAGAGAGACCGUAUCACUGUGAUAUCUGUGGUAAAUCAUUCUCUAGAAUUAAUAACUUGACUACACACAAACGUAUUCAUACAGGGGAAAAACCAUAUGCUUGUGAUAUCUGCGGUAAAUCAUUCACUGCAAAUAGUACCUUAAUUCAACACAAACGUAUUCAUACAGGAGAGAAGCCAUAUAACUGUGAUAUCUGUGGCCUCUCAUUCUCUCGAAAUAGUGCCUUAACUAAACACAAGCUUAUACAUACAGGAGAGAAACUAUAUCACUGUGAUUUUUGAAGGCGGAGAAUCUGGAUGUUCUCUCUGUAGAAGUGAAAUUUUGUCAUAAACAUGGUCAUGCUGCACAGUAACAAGGGACCUGGUUGAAUGGAGAAGAACGCAGAUGCCAUGAACUGUACUGCGAAUAUCCUCGGUCAAUGUAAUAAGCUUUGCAAUGACAUCUUUACCAAAUUUGUUGAGACUGGAGAAAUUUCGGUGCGGAAGAUGGCUGGGAAUCAUAAUCCAAAGACUUCAGUAGAUCCUGAUCUUCAUCUAAAUCUAAAUUGGUGAUUCAAUACUGUUGCUCUUUAAAUAUUCACAGAGAUUUUUCUCUGGUGGAUAUCUAUACCACUGAUAUUGUUUGGAAGACCUUAGAAAUUCUGUGAUGGUGAUGGUGUUCAAAAUACAUGAAACCAAUUCCAAGACAGACAUUCAUCGCAGUGGAAUCCCCUCAUUUCACCUGGACUGUCACUCAUUAGUGUGUGUAUUAAUUGUUCUCCACUGCUUGUUACAUUAAUCUCCCCCUCUCCCCCAAUCAACCAAACUACACCUCUUCACACACUACAAUCCCUUUCCCUCCACCUGCUCCCCAUUUAUUUACGUUGUUUAGAAAAAAAAAAUUCAUUUUGUUCACAAAAAUUUAAUUUAAAAAAAAGUGUAUGUAGUUAACAAAAACUGGUAGUGUGUUAUUUUUA
Messenger RNA from Octopus bimaculoides (California two-spot octopus), 2410 nucleotides. RefSeq lists its product as uncharacterized. The record is from RefSeq and is a predicted model, not a curated record. Gene Ontology annotation, molecular function: DNA-binding transcription factor activity, RNA polymerase II-specific; RNA polymerase II cis-regulatory region sequence-specific DNA binding. NCBI's taxonomy places the organism in Eukaryota, Metazoa, Mollusca, Cephalopoda, Octopoda, Octopodidae. Gene Ontology annotation, cellular component: PcG protein complex; transcription regulator complex; chromatin. Gene Ontology annotation, biological process: regulation of transcription by RNA polymerase II.